Messenger RNA from Phyllostomus discolor (pale spear-nosed bat), 2439 nucleotides. Its product is annotated as gap junction alpha-3 protein-like. The record is from RefSeq and is a predicted model, not a curated record. Gene Ontology annotation, cellular component: connexin complex. Gene Ontology annotation, biological process: cell communication. Lineage: Eukaryota; Metazoa; Chordata; Mammalia; Chiroptera; Phyllostomidae.
GAGAAAGUCUCAGUCCAGACCGGUAGGAGCCCAGUUGUGAGAAGCACCAAGCAGCACAGCAGGCUGACAGUGUGGAGCAAUGGGUGACUGGAGUCUUCUGGGGAGACUAUUAGAUGCUGCACAGGAGCGCUCCACAGUGAUUGGCAAGGUCUGGCUGACAGUCCUGUUCAUUUUCCGGAUCCUGCUGCUGGGAGCUGGGGUGGAGUCAGUGUGGGGAGAUGAGCAGUCAGGCUUCACCUGCAACACCCAGCAGCCAGGCUGUGAGAACGUCUGCUAUGACCAGGCCUUCCCCAUCUCCCACACCCGCUUCUGGGUGCUGCAGAUCAUCUUUGUGUCCACGCCCACCCUCAUCUACCUGGGGCACGUGCUGCACAUUGUGCGCAUGGAACAGAAGAAGAGAGGGCACGAGGAAGAGCAAGUGAAGGGAGACAACGACCAAGUCCAGAGGAACAGGCACCCAGUGCAGGAUGACCAGGGAAAUGUCCGCAUCGCUGGGGCCCUGCUUCGGACCUACAUCUUCAACAUCAUCUUUAAGAUUGUAUUGGAAGUGGGCUUCAUUGUUGGACAGUACUUUCUGUAUGGCUUUCAGCUGAAGCCACUCUACCGCUGUGACAGGUGGCCCUGCCCCAACACGGUGGACUGCUUCAUCUCCAGGCCCACAGAGAAGACCAUCUUCAUCAUCUUCAUGCUGGUCGUGGCCUGCCUGUCCCUCUUACUCAACAUGCUGGAGAUAUACCACCUGGGCUGGAAGAAACUUAAACAGAACGUGAAAAACCACUAUGGCCCUGACACUCCUGAUUCAAGGAUGGGGACCACAAGAGUUGGAGAUGUGAUCCCACUGCCCUCCUGCUAGGCCACAGCCACUGGUACUGUGGGGUGCCCUCCUAACUAUACUCUCUCUGCCUUUUGCCUGGGACAGGAAGUGGCCACAGCCUGUCCUGGCUCCCCCCCACCAGCAACUGACCUCAAUGUGACAGCCCCACCCCUGGCAUGGGGGAAGAGCCUCCCUGAAAAAUUGUACAAUAGUAACCAUCACCUGCUAAUGACAGAGCAGAACUGGGCCAACCAGGAGACCAAGCAGCAGACAUCUGUUAGGAAGGUCUCCCUGCCCGUGUCCACAUCUUCCUCCUUUACCCCUCCAGGCAGUCCCCAGCCACUCCCACAAGAGGACAGAACAGGCAGCAAGGAGUCUGUCCAGCUGGAGAAUGGGGACGGCAGCAGCUUGGGAGAGAGCAGACUGGAAGUGAUUCCCGAUGAGGGGCAGCAGGCAGUGACCACCGCUGUGGAGAUGCACCUGCCCCAUUUGCCCCCCACAGACACCAGACAGUCAAUCAGGGCCAGUAAGUCCAGUGGCAGUCGGGCCAGACCCAAUGACUUGGCCAUCUAGUCAGCUCUAUAAUGACCUCUUUUCUAGCCACCAAAACCAAAGUGCACUUCAAAUGAGCAGGUAGAAAGCCUAGAGGGACAGAGGGCACUGGAGCAGGGGAGGGAGAAGGUCAUCAGAGAGGUCUGGUUUCUGUGUCAGUGCUUGCUGUCCUCCAUGCUGGUGGGGUGGGGAGAACACUGAUGCUUUCUAUGGGGGGUGGGGGAAAGUGGGGUGCAGGGGCUGAUGGCCUUUGAAGGUAUUCACUGCAACCCACAGCCCAGAAUCCAGCCACUCUCUCAGGUGUUUCUGUCUCUCGGGGAACUCUUCUGUGGUGAUAAAGAGGCAGGUGUCUGCAGUCACUUCAUUUUGGGGUCAUUAGGUUUUCUGUCCUGAGCUCUCCAGAGCCUCUGGGCAGCCCAGAAGGCCACAGCUGCACUUAGCGCUAUCUUCUAUUGAACACUUGUAACAUAGAGUCAAAGUUAAUUUGGGAUAUUUGCCAGACUGCACUAACAGGAGACUUAGAGCAAGCCUGUGCAGUGUCACUGGAGAUUCUGAAAUUUCACAUGAAGCCCAGGAUAUGCAAGUAUGCAAGUGCAGGCUGCAUGACAAGUGACAAUGAUGAGCUGCUCCCCAGAGGCAUAGAUUCGUGGGUGAGGGCACAGAGGCAGCUGGGAAGAAAGCAGGUGAAAAUGCAGCCACACUUGACAUCACUUUUAACAGCUGAGGAAACUGAAAUAAAAGCGUGGCAGGCCCACUUUUGUGUUUGUUUUUAAAUGAUAUGUUUCUGCUUUGAAUUGUACAGAUAGGCUUAUGUCCCCCACUCUCUCCCUUUCAGGAAAAAAACGAGAGAAAUUUAGUACUGUUACAAGGAUGCUGACUGAGGGAGUGCUCACGUUUCCCAUUUGCUACUAGUAAAGAUUUGAAUUUCUUUUACCUGAAAUGCUUUGAGUGCAUGAGUCAGCUUAUUACUAAGACAACGUACCAGAUAAAAUAAAAGCAGAGAAAAACUUAAGUGACUUUUAUGUACCUGAAAUUGUCAACUUUUUGAAUGGGAAAAGUUAGCUGCUGUUGCC